Messenger RNA from Hydractinia symbiolongicarpus, 1446 nucleotides. RefSeq lists its product as uncharacterized. Bases 89 to 1306 code for a protein of 405 amino acids. Lineage: Eukaryota; Metazoa; Cnidaria; Hydrozoa; Anthoathecata; Hydractiniidae. The record is from RefSeq and is a predicted model, not a curated record. The transcript is spliced from 9 exons.
UUUUUUCUAGUUUAAAACAUACAAACAUUUUAACAUCAACAGUGAUUUGAGGGAAAAAAACAGAAUUAUUUUUACAAAAGUAAUACAAAUGGAUUCCUAUGUUAUAUAUGACAAAUACGGGAGAGAGGUCGAAAAUCCCUUUAGGCAAUCGAGUCAAGGUUGUCAAGGCUGUUUUGAAAAACAAAGGAAAUUAACUUCAGAUUCCGGAUACGGAGAUGAGAUGUUAGAAAGACGAGAUUCGGUCUUCGGUGAUUGUGAUAAUACAAAUACUUCCUUGAAAAGCAUUCUUGAAAAUGUCUGUCAAACUUCCCAAAAUAAAUACAAGUUCGGAAUGAACGAAUUCCCAAAAGCGUUUGAAAAACUGAAGCUUGGGGACGGAAGAAAGUGCUUUUCUCUUGACGAACAACAUAUCAAAGCGCAACGGAAAAGAAGAGUAACACCGGUACCGAAAGAUGUAAACAAAUCAAAACCUUCAAAAGGCUCAUUUGGUAGUGGAAGUGAUACGCCAGGUGGCGAAAAAACAAAUUUUUUAUUCGUCGAAGAAGAAGAUGAAGAUGACGUUGAACAAUAUAACUCAGAAGACGAUUAUAUUUGUCCAGAUAUUUUAUCAUGCAAAAGGUACACAGAAAAAAGAAACAGUUGGCAUGGACGGACAGAAGAAGAGUUAAAACAAGGCUUACGAAAAAAGGAAGUAACUUUACAGAAAUCGAAAAGUUUGGAUCGCGAGAAGUCUACAGCUGCCAGAAAGAGACGUAGAUUCAUGAUGUCGAGAAGUUCACUAGCACCAACUUCAACAAAUCUUCUAGAUCCCCAUCUUAAAAGAAAUGUUGGCGCUAAAACGACUUGCUACCCAUUUAAAGACAUGGACAAAUCGUGGAGAAAAGAAAAUAUUAACAUGUGCGAAAUUCAAGUGUCGAUCGAUUCUGAGGUUCCAUGUAGCCAGUCUAAUUCCAGUGCUCUGCCGCUCUGGAUGAAGGAGGCUGAAGCUGAAUUAAAUUCAUCUGAUGCUUCUAGCGAAGACGAGGCCAACGAUGAUAUAUUAUCAAAGAAAUUACAAAUACCAUCCGUCAACUGGGAGAAACUCAACGAAGAAAAGAAUAAGACCAAUCAAAUUUUAUCCAAUCAAAGAAAACAAAAAAAUAAAGAAAAACACGACAAAAUACGACAUGAAAACAGACGUCGCAAAUUGACUCCUUCUGAUUCACCUUCGGCAUCUUCAUUAGAAAAAUUAUCAACCCUAAAAUCUUCUAUAGAUCAGUGGACUUUGGUCGAAGAAGAAGAUGAAGAAAAUGAAAAUGAGGAAUGAUUUAUUUUCCUUUAUACUAAAUGUUGAAUUUUGAAAACGUAUGUAAAUAGAAAAUUUAUAAAUAUAUUAUGUUAAAUUAAAAGUUUUGUAAAUAGUUAGAAUCUAAAGUAAGAAGUAUUAAAUAAAAUCAGGUGAACAGG